AUUACUGGCCCAGUAAAGUAACCGAAGUAACCCCAGUAACAGGAUAACAGAUGCGUGUAUCGUGUGUAGAUGUUGCGUAUGGAACAAAUAACAGUUACUUAUAUAGAAGAAUUAUAUAUUUUAUUGUAAUUUUAAUUGAAUAUAAUUUCCAAAUUAUAUUUAUUUAAUAAACUGGUGUAUCAGUAACGACCACUAGCAACUUCGUAAUUUUGAUAAAGAUAAAUAAAAUAUUACGGGAAGGUUAUGAACAGUUUGAGUAUGUGGAAUGAAUCAUUCGGUUACCUAAACUUUAAAUUAGACAGUGUUAAAUGAUUGUUACUAUAAUAGAAUAUUGAAAGAAAAUUGAUUUGUAUUUUUGUAAUGUUCCUUCACACUUAAUGUUUGAAGUUUAUAUUUCAAAUUGAACAUUAGUCAUGAUUAAGGCUAUUUUAGUGUUUAACAAUCAUGGAAAACCUAGGCUUUCGAAGUUUUACCAAUAUUUCAAUGAAGAUAUGCAACAGCAGAUAAUAAAAGAAACGUUUCAAUUGGUUUCAAAGAGAGAUGACAAUGUCUGCAAUUUUUUAGAAGGUGGAAGUUUAAUUGGUGGAUCCGAUUACAAGCUGAUUUAUCGACACUAUGCUACAUUAUAUUUUGUAUUCUGCGUUGACAGUUCAGAGUCAGAAUUAGGAAUAUUGGAUUUAAUACAAGUGUUUGUUGAAACGUUGGAUAAAUGUUUUGAAAAUGUAUGUGAACUUGAUCUUAUCUUUCAUGUAGAUAAGGUUCAUUACAUACUAAAUGAAUUAGUAAUGGGUGGAAUGGUCUUGGAGACGAAUAUGACUGAAAUACUUACACGAAUUGAGGAUCAGAAUAAAUUGGAAAAACAAGAGGUAAGUAGUAUUUUGUAAUUAAGAUAAAACAAG
Ceratina calcarata is the source of this 899-nucleotide messenger RNA. Its product is annotated as AP-3 complex subunit sigma-2-like. NCBI's taxonomy places the organism in Eukaryota, Metazoa, Arthropoda, Insecta, Hymenoptera, Apidae. The record is from RefSeq and is a predicted model, not a curated record. The coding region runs from base 414 to 884 and encodes 156 amino acids. Gene Ontology annotation, biological process: intracellular protein transport; Golgi to vacuole transport. The transcript is spliced from 2 exons. Gene Ontology annotation, cellular component: AP-3 adaptor complex; membrane coat.